AUGGAAUUGGCCAUGGAAUUGGCACAUGAAGAUAGUUGGCGGAGGUUGAUUGGCCAUGUGGUAUUCCCCACACAAAUGACCUGUCCCUCUCGGGUCUUUGAUUUUCGGAGCAGGUAUUGUGUGGCGUGGUGUGGAGCGCGACUUACUCCUCCCAAUUGAAGGGCAAUGGAAACCAGCAUCAACUGCAUCAGCAGCAGGACUAGACAGUUGGAAAGACCCGCUGUCAAAUGUUGGUACCUGUGCUGAUGCAGUUGCUGUUACCGUUACCGAUUGCGAUGGAGUGUUUGAUGCAAUCGGCAACGAUGGCGAGGUCAGCAGUAUUGUGGCUUUGGGCGCCAUUGACUCCUCCAAUUGGGUAUGGAACAUAUGGGGCGCUCAGGUUGCCCCUGGCCCCAAUAUGUCCAUAGAAGGAGCAAGUGUGGGGGUGGUCUGUAUAUUUACAAGACAUGCAGCCUCCACCGAAGAGGAGGAUGCAUACCUGUAA
Hymenoscyphus albidus is the source of this 484-nucleotide messenger RNA. The record is from the annotation of a GenBank genome assembly. NCBI's taxonomy places the organism in Eukaryota, Fungi, Ascomycota, Leotiomycetes, Helotiales, Helotiaceae.